GGACGUAGGACUUUGUCGCUAGAGUGAAGAUACAGGUGGUUCUGAGAACAGUCUUUGAAGCAUUUUUGGACCAACAUCUCUGCCAAAUGAACGCGCGGUGACGGUACAGAAAAACGGCUCCGUGCGCGUGCUUGUGAACAUGAUGAAGGGCCUUUUGUCGGCGUUCCUGGUCCUGGCGGCCGUCUCCACCGGGCUGGGGAAACCGGAGACUAAGACGAAGAAGGAGAAGCGCAUUCCUCAAACUCUCUCUAGAGGUUGGGGUGACGAGCUGAUGUGGACUCAGACAUACGAAGAGGCGCUGUACAAAGCCAAAUCCAGCAACAAGCCCCUGAUGGUCAUCUUUCACCUGGAGGACUGUCCGCACAGCCUGGCUCUUAAGAAGGCUGUUGCCAACAGCAAAGAGAUCCAGAAGUUGGCGGAUGACGACUUCAUCCUUCUCAACCUCGUGUAUGAAACCACAGAUAAGCAUCUCUCUCCAGACGGUCAAUAUGUACCCAGGAUCCUGUUUGUCGAUCCAUCUAUGACGGUCAGAGCUGACAUCACAGGGAGAUAUUCCAACCGCAUGUACGCGUACGAGCCCUCAGACGUCAACCUGAUGAUCAGCAACAUGCAGAAGGCCAAGCAGCUGCUGAAGGGUGAACUUUGAGGACUGGACGGAGUCUUGCGACCUUUGACAUGCGCCCUUUGACUGUCCAAGAGGGGGGGGGCAGAGUUAUGACGUCAUAAUUGUGUUCUGAUGAGAACCUCACAGGGCAGGACUCUCUCUCUCUGUAUCUUCGCUUUUGCCUCGUGUUUUUUUUUGUUGUUGUAGUUUUUAUUGCCAAGAAUCCUGUUGUCUUUUUAAUAAACACAGCUGCAUUCAAAAAUA
Messenger RNA from Conger conger (European conger), 868 nucleotides. RefSeq names its product anterior gradient 2 (gene agr2). The transcript is spliced from 10 exons. Bases 140 to 646 code for a protein of 168 amino acids. Gene Ontology annotation, cellular component: endoplasmic reticulum. Lineage: Eukaryota; Metazoa; Chordata; Actinopteri; Anguilliformes; Congridae. The record is from RefSeq and is a predicted model, not a curated record.